Phaeoacremonium minimum UCRPA7 is the source of this 1089-nucleotide messenger RNA. Its product is annotated as putative l-aminoadipate-semialdehyde dehydrogenase protein. The record is from RefSeq and is a predicted model, not a curated record. The transcript has 3 exons. The coding region runs from base 1 to 1089 and encodes 362 amino acids. Lineage: Eukaryota; Fungi; Ascomycota; Sordariomycetes; Togniniales; Togniniaceae.
AUGCUGGUGGAAAGAGGUGUGAACCUCGUAUCUCAUUAUGGCGCGACGGAGAUGGGCCAGCUCAUGACCUCGUUGAGAGACCCUGAGAAAGACAAAGCUUGGAACUACGUUCGUCCUCUGGCGAAAGUUAAGCCAUAUUUAUUAUUCGAUGAGAUCUCCACUGGCACAUUUGAGCUGGUAGUCCUUGACGGCUUACCCACCAAAACAAUCGCCAAUUCCGAUGACCCGCCGAAGUCCUACCGCACUCGAGACACCUUUGUGAAGCAUCCCUACAUUACCGAUGCAUGGAAAUACCUUGGCCGUCUUGACGACCGCAUCACAUUAUUCAAUGGCGAAAAGGUCCUUCCUGUUCCCUAUGAGCAUCACAUCAGAAAGCACGAUAUGGUGCACGAUUGUCUGGUGUUUGGUGUGGGUCGAGCGUUCCCCGGCUUACUCCUCUUUCCAAGCGUUCAUGCGACCAACAAAACUUCUGAAGAAAUCCUGGACAUCGUAUGGCCGACAAUACAAGAAGCGAAUGAAAAGGCCGAGAAGUUUGGUCAUGUGUCCCGUGAGAUGGUCAAGAUCCUGCCCCUGGGUACAGAACAUCCUCGCACAGAUAAAGGAACCAUCAUUAGAGCUGCAUCCUAUGAGCACUUCAAGGAUGUCAUUGAAGACGUGUACAGGCAAUUUGAAACAGUCAAAAAUGCUAGUCGCUUAGCAUUGGACGUCCCAGAACUUCAAGAAUACCUGUUCAAACUCCUGUCUGAGCGAAUCGGAGUUAAAGGUCUUGAUCUUCAAAAAGACUUCUUUGUUGCUGGUAUGGACAGCUUACAGGCAAUCAUCGCUCGUGCUAGCCUAGUUCGAGAGCUAGACCUUGGUAAGCAAGAACUAGGCCAUCAAGUUGUGUUCGAGUAUCCCAGUGUAUCGCAACUAGCCGAGUACCUAUUCUCGCUGCGCAUGGGGUCAGUGCGGCAAGAAAAGAGCGAGGAGGAAGUCAUGGAAGAAUUGGUAGACAAAUAUACCAUGAACUUCGGAUCCUUCAAGAGAGGAACGAAGAUUCCAGAUGGCGAGGUAGUUGCGCGACGGGUUCCCUUGGUGCUCACAUCUUAA